AUCCCCGUCCUGGUAGCCGCGCGGCGCAGAACUGCAGGCGCUUGCCCGGCGAACCCUGCGCGGGGCCGCCUAGCUCGCUCCCAGCUCAGCUGGCGGCCUCAGGGUCCCGACCGCAGCGCCCGCGGCCCUAGGCGAAGGCAGGGGCUCACCCGAGGCUCGGCGGCUGAUGAGGCUCUCGGAACAUGGCAGCCUGUGCAUGGCUCGUCCUGGGAGGAGCUGACUUUAGUCAUCGUGAUGCCUAAGAAUCAAGUGUGACGUCUCUCCAGGUACUUCAUGGUUUCCUCCUCCCUCCUCUCCCCAUCGCUGCUCUACGUGGCUCCUAAAACAUGGGGGAAAACGAGGACGAGAAGCAGACCCAGGCCGGGCAGGUUUUCGAGAACUUCGUGCAGGCGUCCACAUGCAAAGGCACCCUCCAGGCCUUCAACAUCCUCACCCGGCACCUGGACCUAGACCCCCUGGACCACAGAAACUUUUAUUCCAAGCUCAAGUCCAAGGUGACCACCUGGAAGGCCAAGGCCCUGUGGUACAAACUGGACAAGCGUGGGUCCCACAAAGAGUAUAAGCGAGGGAAGUCGUGUAUGAACACCAAGUGUCUCAUCAUCGGGGGAGGACCAUGUGGUUUGCGCACUGCCAUUGAACUUGCCUACCUAGGGGCCAAAGUGGUCGUGGUGGAGAAGAGGGACACCUUCUCCCGGAACAACGUGCUGCACCUCUGGCCUUUCACCAUCCAUGACCUGCGGGGCCUCGGAGCCAAGAAGUUCUACGGGAAGUUCUGUGCCGGCUCCAUCGACCACAUCAGUAUUCGUCAGUUGCAGCUGAUUCUGUUCAAGGUGGCCUCUAUUGGGGUGGAAAUCCAUGUGAACGUGGAGUUUGUGAAGGUUCUAGAGCCUCCUGAAGAUCAGGAAAAUCAAAAAAUUGGCUGGCGAGCAGAGUUUCUCCCUGCAGACCACUCUCUAUCGGAGUUCGAGUUUGAUGUCAUCAUUGGUGCCGAUGGCCGCAGGAACACCCUGGAAGGGUUCAGAAGAAAAGAAUUCCGUGGGAAGCUGGCUAUUGCAAUCACCGCCAACUUCAUAAACAGAAACAGCACAGCUGAGGCCAAGGUGGAAGAGAUUAGUGGCGUGGCUUUCAUCUUCAAUCAGAAGUUUUUUCAGGACCUUAAAGAAGAAACAGGAAUUGAUCUUGAGAACAUUGUUUACUACAAGGACUGCACCCACUAUUUUGUCAUGACCGCCAAGAAGCAGAGCUUGCUUGACAAAGGUGUCAUCAUUAAUGACUACAUCGACACAGAGAUGCUGCUGUGCGCAGAGAACGUGAACCAGGACAACCUGCUUUCCUACGCACGCGAAGCUGCAGACUUUGCCACCAAUUACCAGCUGCCGUCUUUAGACUUCGCCAUGAACCAUUACGGACAGCCCGACGUGGCCAUGUUCGACUUCACGUCCAUGUACGCCUCCGAGAACGCGGCCCUGGUGCGCGAGCGACAGUCACACCAGCUGCUCGUGGCCCUGGUGGGCGACAGCUUGCUUGAGCCAUUCUGGCCCAUGGGCACUGGCUGUGCCCGCGGCUUCCUGGCCGCCUUCGACACGGCAUGGAUGGUGAAGAGCUGGGACCAGGGCACUCCUCCCCUGGAGCUGCUGGCCGAAAGAGAAAGUCUUUACCGGCUCUUACCUCAGACAACCCCAGAGAACAUCAACAAGAACUUUGAGCAGUACACGUUGGACCCCGGGACACGGUACCCAAACCUCAACUCAAACUGUGUGAGGCCCCAUCAGGUGAAGCAUUUGUACAUCACUAAGGAGCUGCACCAGUGCCCUCUCGAGAGGCUAGGCUCAGUGAGGAGAUCUGUCGGCCUCUCCAGGCGGGAGUCAGACAUCCGGCCCAGCAAGCUCUUAACCUGGUGCCAGCAGCAGACUGAGGGCUACCAGCAUGUCAACGUCACUGACCUGACCACGUCCUGGAGGAGUGGCCUGGCCCUGUGUGCCAUCAUCCACCGCUUCCGGCCUGAGCUGAUCAACUUUGAUGCUUUGAACGAAGAUGAUGCUGUGGAGAACAACCAGCUGGCAUUUGAUGUGGCUGAGCGCGAGUUUGGCAUCCCGCCAGUGACCACGGGUAAAGAGAUGGCAUCAGCCCAGGAACCCGACAAGCUCAGCAUGGUCCUGUACCUCUCCAAGUUUUAUGAGCUCUUCCGGGGCACCCCGCUGAGGCCUGUGGAUUCUUGGCGCAAAAACUACAGAGAGAAUGCUGACCUCAGCCUGGCCAAAUCAUCCAUGUCUCACAACUAUCUCAACCUCACGUUUCCAAGAAAGAGGACUCCACGAGUGGACAGUCGAAUGGAAGAGAAUGACAUGAACAAGCGGAGGCGGAAAGGCUUCAACAACCUUGACGAGCCUUCCGCCUUUUCCAGCCAGAGCUUGGGCUCCAAUCAAGAGGGCGGUAAAGAAGGUGGAAACCAGAACAAAGUCAAAUCCAUGGCCAGUCAGCUGUUGGCCAAGUUCGAGGAGAACUCUCGGAACCCCACACUCCUGAGGCAGGAGCGCCGUGUCCCAGGCAUAGGUAAGCCUGUCCUGUGCUCUUCCUCUGACCCUCCUGUUAACUCUCGCUGUCCCAAGCCGGAGGAGCCCACUCCCAGCCCGUCGUCAACUCUGAAAAGGCAGUUCCCCUCGGUGGUCGUGACGGGGCAUGUGCUCCGAGAGUUAAAUCAAGUGUCUGUUGGCGGUGAGUGCCCGAGCAGACCCUGGCGAGCCCGAGCCAAGUCUGACCUGCAGCUGGGUGGGCCAGAAAACCCCGCCGGCCUGCUUCCCCCAUGCCAGGGAGCGCUGGGCCUCUCCGGGGUGCUGCGGCGGCUGCAGCAAGUGGAGGAAAAGAUUCUGCAGAAAAGGGCUCAGAACUUGGCCAACAGGGAAUUUCACACAAAGAACAUUAAGGAGAAGGCGGCUCACCUGGCUUCCAUGUUUGGACACGGGGAUUUCCCACAGAAUAAACUACUCUCUAAAAGCCUGUCUCAUACUCAUCCUCCGUCUUCUCCCUCCUGCCUUCCAUCUCCUGAUUCAGCUGCUCCUUCCUCUCCACCGACUGUUGACUCUGUUUCUCCUGCCAGAAAGCUGACGGUAGGGAAAGUGUCCAGCGGAAUAGGGGCUGCAGCUGAAGUUCUGGUCAAUCUGUACAUGAAUGAUCACAGACCUAAGACCCAGGCCACCUCUCCAGACCUGGAGUCUAUACGGAAGGUGUUUCCCCUGAACCUGGGUGGCAGCGACACCUGUUACUUCUGUAAGAAGCGUGUGUACGUGAUGGAGCGGUUGAGCGCGGAGGGCCACUUCUUCCACCGAGAGUGUUUCCGCUGCAGCGUCUGUGGCACCACCUUGCGCCUGGCUGCCUAUGCCUUCGAUGGCGACGAAGGCAAGUUUUUCUGCAAGCCUCAUUUCGUCCACUGUAAAACCAACAGUCAGCAACGGAAGCGACGGGCAGAGUUGAAGCAACAAAAAGAGGAGGAGGGGAUGUGGAAAGAGCAAGAAGCCCCUCGGCGAGACCCGCCCCCCGAAAGUUCUUGCGCUGCUGCUGCCAUCAGCAUGCCGGAAGGCAGCCCCCCAGAUGAGCCAACCUCCCCCAAGAAGCCCAAGAGCGUCCCGGAGCCCGAGCCUGGGAACGUGGCAGGUGGAGCUGCCUCUCCCCUGCCUUCUGAGUGGACUUCGGUGAGGAUCGGCCCUGGGGAGGACGUGGUCGGGCAGGACGUGCUGGCUGUGCGUGUCUUAGUCACCAGCGAUGACAGCAGCUCUGACACAGAGUUCAACCAUAGUGGCAGGGAGGCCUCCAGGGCAGAACCCUCUGACAAAAGACCCCAACAGCUGGAACCCCAACCCCCACCCCUCCCAAAGCCCCUCACCCGGCACAGCUCCCUGAGGGAGACCCUGACCCAGACAAUCUCUGCACAAGGGCCUGAGGAACCUGAAGCUGGGCAAGCUCUGCAGCGGGCCAAUAGCUUCCAGUCUCCAACUCCCAGCAAAUACCAGAGUGGGAGAAGAAAAUUCCAGUCCAGCUUGACACCAGCGAACAAUGAAAGAAUUAUGUCGCCUCCAAAGGAAGCGUCUUCUCUUUCUCCUUCCUCAUCUUCUCCUUCACCUUCCCUGCCAUCUUCUUCUUCAGCCGAUGUCUCAAGGAAUGCUCUGGAUGGCUCCUCCCCACCCCAGGUGACAGUUUACACCCCGAACUCGCAGGUCUCCAGAGGUCAUUUCAGUCCUUCCACCCCCAUCUUUCUGAGACGAGCCAGAGGCCAAGGACCACCCAUGGAACUCUCCCUGCAUCUGCCUCAUGGCCAAGUGCUGGAGCGGGCAGAAUACUGCCUAGUGAGUCCUGGUGGAGAUGGCCUCGCAAGCCCCGGGCCACCCAGACCUGCAGAGAUGGCUUCUGAUAGGUGUCAGGAAUCUGAGGCCCCUCCUGGGGAUACCAGAAGCAUCCACAGAGGCCCACACCCCUUUGGAGGGAAGAACAGGUGCUUACCAGACCAAGGGCUGUCUCCCGGGACUGGAGAGGAACCAGGAGAACGAAGUACCGGACCCAAGAGGGGAGAGGAGCGGGAGUCCAUGCUGGCAGAGGGGAAGAAGUUGGGCUUAAAGAAGCUGGUCCUCACUCCGGAGCAGAAGACCAGGUUGCUGGAUUGGAGUGACUCCAACCCUGAGGGCUUGCGCCCCGAAGCCAGGAUGCAGCUCUCCCAGAAGAGCACCGAGAGUGGUAGAGGAGACUGUGUGCUGAAAUCAGUCCGCCCCUUGCUGCUCCCUCGGGUGGUGAGAGAGACCCCACCGGCCCAGAGAGAGGCUCAGGAGAAGAUGGGGACUCCAGCUGAACGGGCUCCAGGGGAGCGGAGCAUGGCCCCGCCCAAGUCCCCACUGCGGCUCAUAGCCAAUGCCAUCCGCAGGUCCCUGGAGCCACUCCUCGCCAGCUCCGACGGUGGGAAGAGGGCCUGGGCCAAGCCAGAGCCAAAGACUCUGCCCACCAGCCCACCCCACGCCCGCGCUCGCUCGUUCAGCCUUCGGAAAAACAGCUCCAGUAAAGACGGGGACCAGCAGUCCCCCAAGAGAGACAUGGCAAGCAGAGCCUCAGCCUUCUUCUCCCUGGGCACCUCCACGACCAAGGCUCCCCAGUCCUCGGAUCCGAGCCUUCCUGAUCCUCUCCUCCGCACCCACAGUUUGACCAACCGGCCAUCCAAGAUGUGUCCGGUGCCUGUGUCCCCACCCUGCAGCAAGAUGGACGAUGUCCCCACACUCCUGGAGAAAGUGAGUUUGCAAGAGACGUUCCCGGAUCCGUCCAGGGUUCCUAAGAAAAAGACCUCGCUCUUUUCCUCCCUCAGACUCAGAGACAAGUCUUUGGAGAGUUUCUCCCAAGAGUCUACAAGAAAGGACCUCCAAGACCUUCUCAGCAUCCCCAAGGGGAAAGUGCUGCCCAUGGACAGUGCCCAGCCCCCAGAGAAGCUGGUGCAGCCUGUCAGUAGCACCUGCGUGGGGCAGCCCGCCCCUCCUCCUCCUCUGGAGAAAGAUGCAGGUCCCAACCAUAUCCCCAUCAGAGCCCAGGUGACAGGGGCUCCCUCUUCCACCUCAUCUACCACCACCUCCUCUACAGAUGAAGAAUUUGAUCCCCAGCCUUCCGUGCAGUCAAAGGAGAGGAAGACACUUCGAAGAAGAAGGAAGCUGGAAAAAGCAACAAAACAAUUGGUUAAGCAAGAAGAAUUGAAAAGACUUCAUAAGGCUCAGGCCAUCCAGAGGCAGCUGGAGGAGGUGGAAGAGCGGCAGAGGGCUUCUGAGAUCCAGGGCGUGAGGUUGGAGAAGGCGCUGCGAGGAGAAGCAGAUUCAGGCACACAGGAUGAAGCACAGCUUUUGCAGGAAUGGUUUAAGCUGGUUCUGGAGAAGAAUAAAUUAAUGCGAUAUGAGUCAGAGCUACUGAUCAUGGCCCAAGAACUGGAAUUAGAAGAUCAUCAAAGCAGACUGGAGCAGAAACUACGAGAGAAGAUGCUCAAAGAGGAGAGCCAGAAAGAUGAGAAUGAUCUGAAUGAAGAGCAAGAAAUAUUCAACGAGAUGAUGCGUGUGAUUGAGCAAAGGGACAAGCUGGUGGACUCCUUAGAGGAACAACGCAUAAAAGAGAAGGCAGAAGACCAGCACUUUGAAAGCUUCAUAUUCUCCAGGGGCUGCCAGCUGAGCAGGACGUGAGCAGGCCUGGGGACCCCUCCCCACUGAGCCAAGGACCAGAGCAGGCCAGGUGCCCCUUCACUCAUGCCUACUUCUCUUCAUAGGCUAUGUCAGACCUGGAACUAAAGUUAUACUCUACUGCAAUAUAUAUAUAUAUAUUUAACUUAAGUUCUCUCAUAUGUACUCCAGCUACCUGCCCAAGAUCCUUCCAGAGAUUUUAACGAAGAAAAUACAAAGACUCUUUUGACCUUGACAGGCAACUUCUGCUGGUCUCUGAGAUUGGAGGUGACCUUGGAAGAUGACCAGCAUUGCUUUCCCUAGAAAGUGACACAGAGAUUGACUUUGCUGCUGCUUUCACUAUUUCUCUUCCCAAUUCAUUGAGUUACACAUCUUGAGAUUUUUAAGACGCUGCCUUUUCAUUAAUAUAUCCGUAUUUGCCUUUUUUUGCAUGGAUGACUGGUUUCCAAAUGUCAGAAAGAAGCAGUUGCAGUUUAAAGAUUAGGUUAAUAUUUAAAUUGUGUUUCCAGAGAAAGAGGCGACACCUCGAGAUUAGUGAUUACAUAAAGCAAAUAGCUCAUAUAGCAGGUGUUAAUUCAAUCCAGGGUGAAUUUAAUUUACCAGGUGUAUUUAUAAGCCUUAAUAUAAUAUACAUAAGCGAUGAGAGUUUAAUAGAACACUUGAGCCUUAAUUUUAUUUAAAGAAAGAAAGAGGGGAAAAAAGAAAUAAAACUUUGACUUCAUACCAGUAGGACUCUCAGUUUUCACCAAAUGCUAUUGGCUUAGAAAAGCCUUCUUUCUUUAUUCUUUCUUUUUUCCCCCUAGAACACUCUCUUUAUUGCCCAUGGAACAUAGUGAAAAACACUUUUAGAAAAUGAAUAAUUUUGAAACACUUUUUUGUAACUGUUGGUAAUGGCAAAAAGGAAAACUCUUUCAUUUAUUGAUAAAACAUUGGUGAGGUUGAUGCUGCUACUAAGAAAGAACAUUCUAGAAGUUCCCUUUGUGGCUCAGUAGUUAAUGAACCCAACUAGGAUCCAUGACGACACGGGUUAGAUCCCUAGCCUCGCUCAGUGGGUUAAGGAUCCAGCAUUGCCGGGAGCUGUGGUGUAGGUUGCAGAUGCAGCUUGGAUCCCACGUUGCUGUGGCUGUGGAGUUGCUGGCAGCUGCAGCUCCAAUUCAACCCCUAGCCUGGGAACCUCCAUAUGCCCUAAAAAGCAAAAAACAAAACAAAACAACAACAACAGAAAGAAACUUGUAGUGAUCCAAGGUGAGGAAUGCUUCUCUAUGGUGUCGGUGUCUUCUUAGGUCCAAACAGAGAAGUGUCUCUGACACCAUCUCCAAGGACUGCCCCCGGGAGCUCCACGGGACAAGACAAGCCCACUUCUGCCUUUAAGGUAGAGCCGUGCGCCGUGACUCCAUUCACCAAAUUCCAAACUGGGUAAUGAAUGGAUUUUUAAAUGACAUUUUCAAUGUGAAAAAGAAAAUGGAAGAUGGAGUUUGUGCACUGACAUGGGAUUCCUGGGAUACUUGGACAGUUCAUAUGGGAACCAAAGAAAAGAUUUUAAGUGGUGAUUUGUUGUCAUAAGGUAUUUGAUUGCUUUCCCUCAAUCAAAUACAAGUUUUUUUGAGGACUCUGUCCAUCACUGACAAGAGACAGACUGGAGGACUCUUUGCUGUAUCUGGCCCCUCUCAUUUCUGUAAGUGUUUAAAUGUGUUGUUGAACAAAUGGUGCUAUGCAACCAUUGGCUCUGACUCGAGACCUCACUUUUCUCAAUAUAAGUUGACCCAUAAACCACUUCUGCCUGCAUGCUGUCUGUGCACUCUGAUCUGGGCAGCUGAGGAGUCAGAAGUCAGAAUACGCCUGGAUUUCCUGAGUCAGUUGAUGUUUGGGGUGGUAUUAAAAUGCAGCCUUUCCGUGGUAGACCAAGGUCCAAAGAUUGUAGUCCUUUUUCUUUCUUCUUUCCUUCCUUUUUCUUUUUUUCUUUUAAUAAUCAUGUCUUCUAGUACCUACAGAUAUUCUAUUAUUAGGCUAUCUGUACAGGCAUCUAUUUCUCGCUUGCUCUCUGAAAACCGUGCCACUUAGGGCUAUUUAUCUAUUUUUAUUUAUUUGCAUAGUGGUGGAAAUGGAUGAUAUGACUUCCUCAUAAUUCUGGCUUUCCCAUGCUGUAAUUUGGAGAAUACCUAUUAGCGCUAAGCUGUUGGUAUACAAGCUACUUAAUAUACAGCUAACCUAGAGAUUAGGAGUGAUGCAUUCCACAGUAUUAAAAAUUUAUGGAGAUAGUCAAAAGAACAUUUUCUGCUAGCAGGCAUUCAGAGGUAAGACUACAGGUGCAUAGGAAUGUUCACUCAUUUUAAGAAAGAUAUAUAACUUCAGUUAUUAGAGAAUGUGUGGAAAUAUUCAAGUCCUAUCACUAUCUGAUGCAUGCUCAAAUGCAUUUAACAGAUGAUACUCAAAUGUGUAGGGUCUGGGUGGUUUUUGUGCAAAAGAAUUAAUUGUAACUUAUUUUAAUUUGUUCUAUUUUGGUCUAAAAGAGUCUCCCAAGAGGGCAAGAAAGAAGGUGGUUCCUGGCCCCAGGAUUCUGUUAAUAGCUGAGAAAAGCAAUUUGUUCACUUUCUCUUCCAAAGAUUAUGUGCUAUGGCUUAAGGCUGAGCCUUCUCCUGGCCAAGUUCAAACCUAAACCUUAUCUUUAACAGCCUUCUACUCACACUGGCUUUUAGUUUUCCCAGAACAUAAAAACCCCUUCAAGGAUCAUUUCCAAAAGGACAAGUAUUGUGGCUGUUGAAUUGUUUUAUAUAAUUGCAUUUCUUCACAAUAGAAAAUGGUCUAAGACCCUCAAAUGUAAUAUACUGUACCAUUUGAGGACAGUUUCUUUGUAUGCAAUAUGAGUAGGACUAUGAUGAAAAUAGAUGGAACCUUCACUUUCCCAUAAAAAACACAUGUGAUCAGGCUGGACCACUUAGGACUCUGAAUGAGACAGAACACCCCCAACCCAAGUCAUACUUCAUUGUUGGUCUCACCUAACUUCCAAGUUAAACCAAAGGGAUCACGACAGCUGAAAGUUCAGAGUUUUAUGUAAGUUGGACAAAGAGGACAGUUCUUAAGCUUGUUCUCCCAAGCCAUUCAUAUUUUAUUUGUUUAAUAAACUUCUUCCAAAUGCCUGUGGGAUUCUGCAGCCCUGUGCUCGCUAAGCUCAGGGAUACAGACAGAACAUUAUUCUUCUACCCCACCUGCAAGUAGAUACAAAGGAAAACAAGUAAAACUCCCAAAUAAAUACAAAGAUAAAGAACAAUUUUGGGAGUUCCCAUGGUGGCUUAGUGGUUAACAAAUCUGAGUAGGAACCAUGAGGUUGCGGGUUCGACCCCUGGCCUUGCUCAGUGGGUUAAGGAUCCAGCAUUGCCGUGAGCUCUGGUGUAGGUUGCAGAGGCAGCUCGGAUCCUGUGUUGCUGUGGCUAUGGCAUAGGCCAGCAGCUAUAGCUCCGGUUAGACCCCUAGCCUGGGAACCUCCAUAUGCCGCAGGUGCAGCCACAGAAAAGACAAAAAAAAAAAAAAAAA
Sus scrofa (pig) is the source of this 9722-nucleotide messenger RNA. It is a transcript of the gene MICAL2, whose product is annotated as microtubule associated monooxygenase, calponin and LIM domain containing 2. Lineage: Eukaryota; Metazoa; Chordata; Mammalia; Artiodactyla; Suidae. Gene Ontology annotation, molecular function: FAD binding; protein binding. The record is from RefSeq and is a predicted model, not a curated record.